CCGCUUUUGCUCGCUCUAGCCAACACUACUACCAUGGGUCUCCUCGAUAUUGUCAAGCCCGGCGUCCUCACCGGCGACGACGUCAUGGCCGUCUACACGUACGCCAAGAAGCACGGCUUCGCCAUCCCUGCCGUCAACUGCACGAGCUCGAGCACGAUCAACGCCGUGCUCCAGGCUGCCCGCGACAACGGCUCGCCGGUCGUGAUUCAGUUCUCGAACGGUGGUGCUGCCUUCUACGCUGGUAAGGGCAUCUCCAACAAGGGUGAGGCUGCCUCGAUCGCCGGUGCCGUCGCCGGUGCCCACCACGUCCGCCUCAUGGCCAAGCACUACGGCGUGCCGGUCAUCCUCCACUCGGACCACUGCGCCAAGAAGCUCCUUCCGUGGUUCGAUGGCAUGCUCGCCGCCGACGAAGAGUACUUUGCCAUCCACGGCGAGCCGCUCUUCUCGUCGCACAUGCUCGACUUGUCGGAGGAGCCCCUUGAAGAGAACGUCCAGAUCUCGAAGGAGUACUUCAAGCGCAUGGCCAAGAUGAACCUCGUGCUCGAAAUCGAGCUCGGCAUCACGGGCGGCGAAGAGGAUGGCGUCGACAACUCGGACGUCGACAACGCUUCGCUCUACUCGCAGCCCUCGGACAUCAUGUACGCCUACGAAGAGCUCUCGCAGGUCUCGCACCGCUUCACGAUCGCCGCUGCCUUCGGCAACGUGCACGGUGUCUACAAGCCCGGUAACGUCAAGCUCCACCCCGAGCUCCUCCAGGGCUUCCAGGAGCACGUCGCUGCCAAGCUCAACAACGGCACGGACAAGCCCGUCUACUUCGUCUUCCACGGCGGUUCGGGCUCGACGGAAGAAGAGAUCACGACGGCUGUCGGCGCCGGCGUUGUCAAGAUGAACAUUGACACGGAUACGCAGUGGGCGUACUGGAACGGUCUCCGCCAGUUCUACCUCUCGAAGGAAGGCUACCUCCAGGGCCAGAUCGGCAACCCGGAUGGCGAGGACAAGCCCAACAAGAAGUACUACGACCCGCGCGUCUGGGUCCGCAAGGCUGAGGAAGAGAUGAUUGUCCGCGUGAAGGAGGCCUACAGCAACCUCCGCAACGUCAACGUCUUGUAAACCGCUUUGCGCAAUCUAGUCGAUUUGAUUUAGUUUUUCCGACUCUCCUCGUUAGUCAGUGUGCGGCCCCUGGUGGCUUCCUCGGUG
Messenger RNA from Saprolegnia parasitica CBS 223.65, 1197 nucleotides. RefSeq names its product fructose-bisphosphate aldolase. Gene Ontology annotation, cellular component: cytosol. The record is from RefSeq and is a predicted model, not a curated record. The coding region runs from base 34 to 1110 and encodes 358 amino acids. Gene Ontology annotation, biological process: gluconeogenesis; glycolytic process. NCBI's taxonomy places the organism in Eukaryota, Oomycota, Saprolegniomycetes, Saprolegniales, Saprolegniaceae. The transcript has a single exon. Gene Ontology annotation, molecular function: fructose-bisphosphate aldolase activity; zinc ion binding.